UAUUCCUCCACAUUGACGCCAGCGGCUCCUUCAUCCAAUGGUUUGGUGGCUCCAAGCGGCGAGCAUCAUCACCUCGAUGAUGAUGCAAAUACCCACUGUACGCACCACUUAUUGGCAAGCCAUGCAUGCAUGGGCAUGCACACACCACUUCCAAGCUCACUCAUGGCCACUCCACGUCCUCACUCUCCUCGCUCUCCGCGCCAUCAUCUACGAACUUUGGUGCUCCUUCUCUAACAAGCUCUUCCUCACUCACAGCCGCAAAGAAGAGAAAGGAGGUGAUGUCUGUGAAGGUGUUCGCGGUGGUGAUGAUGAUAUUCACCGCUGGGAGCCACCAGACCACUGGAUGAAGGAGCCGGCGUCGAUGUGGAGGAGAAUGGUGGGGGAGCGGAGAGGGAUGGAGGAGAAGAAGGGUGAGGCCCAAGAUUUCUCAAUUUGUAUAAUAGAUGCAUUUCCCGCGGCAAAAUUAAAAUAGAGGGACUAAAUGGGCA
This is a messenger RNA of Dioscorea cayenensis subsp. rotundata (Guinea yam), 488 nucleotides long. RefSeq lists its product as uncharacterized. Lineage: Eukaryota; Viridiplantae; Streptophyta; Magnoliopsida; Dioscoreales; Dioscoreaceae. The record is from RefSeq and is a predicted model, not a curated record. The transcript has 3 exons. Bases 38 to 472 code for a protein of 144 amino acids.